AUGCAGGAUGAUUCGGCUAUGAUUGCAGGCGAGCAAAAUACUUUGUCCCAUAUUGAGAUCAUCGAAGUUCGUCGAUAUCACCCUCCAGGGGUUUCGGAGAUCAUUGGGCGCGGUGGCGAAAGCUUCAUCGGUCUUAUCGAUGAUUCGACGGUUUUGAAAUAUCCUUGCAUCCCUGGAAACCUUGAAGGCAUUCAUAUUGAAGCCAAGCUUCUCGAAGUCCUUGGAAGCCACCCCCGAAUUAUCGCCUCAAGGGGCCUGACUGAACACGGUCUUAUUCUGCAGCGCGCAUCGAAUGGAUCUUUGAGUGACUAUAUUAUAUCGCAAUCCGUUAUUCCUUUCGACAGGCGGUUGCUUUGGUGCAAACAAGCUGCCGAAGCAGUUAGUUAUAUCCACAGGAAACACGUCAUUCACUGCGACAUAAAUUUGAGAAAUUUCCUACUUGACAAGAACCUUGAUCUACAGCUUGCAGACUUUCAGGGUAUGCUAAAGUCACUCAGCAACGAAACUUUACUGGAUGGACUUUCUCGGGAGUGCUCAAAGUCAUAUUUGCCCCGUGAUAAUGGGGACUUUGCAUGCGUGAAGACUGAUAUAUUCGCGCUCGGUUCCGCUAUCUACUUCAUAAUAACAGGACAUGAAGUCUUCCCAGAGCUGGACAGUUUAGAAGACGAUGAAGAAAUCUCUUCUCGAUUCCGGAAUGGACUAUUCCCCACGGAGAGUCACGCUUGUUCCACUAUCACGGAAAAAUGUUGGACCCAACAAUACUUGUCCGCUGAUGACAUUGUCCAUGAUCUUUCUCUGAUUGGAGCUGUCAGAGGGCCUAUUGAAUAA
Messenger RNA from Penicillium bovifimosum, 828 nucleotides. RefSeq lists its product as uncharacterized. Bases 1 to 828 code for a protein of 275 amino acids. Gene Ontology annotation, molecular function: protein serine/threonine kinase activity; ATP binding. Gene Ontology annotation, biological process: protein phosphorylation; intracellular signal transduction. The transcript has a single exon. The record is from RefSeq and is a predicted model, not a curated record. NCBI's taxonomy places the organism in Eukaryota, Fungi, Ascomycota, Eurotiomycetes, Eurotiales, Aspergillaceae.